Dermacentor silvarum is the source of this 1325-nucleotide messenger RNA. RefSeq lists its product as uncharacterized. Lineage: Eukaryota; Metazoa; Arthropoda; Arachnida; Ixodida; Ixodidae. Gene Ontology annotation, molecular function: metalloendopeptidase activity. The record is from RefSeq and is a predicted model, not a curated record. Bases 86 to 1285 code for a protein of 399 amino acids. Gene Ontology annotation, biological process: proteolysis. The transcript has 3 exons.
CGUUUCACACACGUUGCUGGCACGGGCGCACGGAGCUCGCGUAUUCAGACAACAAACGCUCGCUCGUGCACCAGCGAAUGCUGCCAUGAAUCCCGAAAAGAAUCCUCACAAGAGCGGGUCCCCGAAGUCGUCCAAAUCGCGGAGCUCACCCAAGCCGUCCAAGUCGCCUAAAUCACCCAAGUCGCCGUCGAGCUUACCCAAGUCUCCCGAUCCGCAGGGCCCGGGCCAGGCUCGGAGGGCCAAGCGUGGCAGGUCCAGGAAACGCCGCGGCCACACCGAAGAACGCGUCUAUUCUACCAGCCCCAGCUCGCCGUCGCCUCAGCCAGCGAAGAUUUCCCGCCCACCUCAAGGUCAAAAGCAGGGUCACACCAUGGGUGAACGAAGCACGACUUCGCUCGAAAGGCGUGGCUUCACUCCUCCGUCAGGCACAUACUCCUCAUUUCCGUCCCUGGCAUCGGUUCGUGCCAAGGCGUCUAUCACUGGGAAGCUCUUGACACCCUUGCUAGGUGUCAUUGUGCUGGGCGCAAUUUUGUUUGUGUUUGUGCGCCUGGCCCGCUGGCGGAAGCCGAGCAGCCUACACACGCCAUCAUGCGGGAGCCAGUCCUGCCAGCGAUACAGGGAGCUCCUGGAGGAUGCCAUAGACGAGAACUCCAAGCCUUGCGACGACUACUACGCGCACGUAUGCAGCUUGUGGACGAAAUCGCACGAGAGGUCAGUGCAGCGCGUAACUCUGGAGCACUUCAUCAACAGUGCCGUCGAGAGGCUCAAGAUGCCGCUGCCGAUUAAAAACGCGGUCAGGUGGAAAGGCACGAUGUUCUUCUCCUCUUGCCUCAGCGUUGCCAACGAGUCCAACGUGCCCAGUGUGAAGAAGCUCCUCGCCGAUGGCGGCAUCGUGUGGCCAAGCAAGAACACAAAUCCUGACUUCCUCAACGCUCUUUUCUAUAUGUCGCAGCGCCUCUUUGCACCCGUAUUCUUCCGGCUUACGACUGAGAAUGGUGGCAAUGCGCUCGCGGUCCGCCAGAGCAGCGAGUUUCUCGAGAACCUGCGAACACUGCGCAGGCAUAUAAAGACUCGUCACCUGCGCGAGCACUUAAGGGUCACGUACGAGGCUUUCGAUGCGCUCGACGAAACCAGGCUCAGGGAAAUUGUCGAUCGCUUCGACCACUUGGAAGAGUUCCUCGACAUGUACUUCAACGCCAGCUGGCCUAACACCACCACGUCGACUGACGUUCCUGACGUACGACAUGGAGUCCUUUUUCCGACAGACGCCGUCAGUGUCUCGUGACAGGUGGGACUCCAUGUUGAACCGUUAUUUCGGCGCCUCG